AUGUUGUCCCAUCGUGUACUUCCUUUUUUGUCACGACCAAGAAUGUUUCAGAUCCCACCGAACUGCAACUUGAAGAUUUUCAACAAUGCUGAAUUCGCAGCUCAGCUUGCUGAAUCAGUGGAAAAGGGUUAUGAAGCGGUGUACGCUUUGACUCGCCUUUGCACUAUACGAAUAUCGUUCGUCAAAGGAUGGGGAGCUGAUUAUCGGAGACAAACGAUUGAUGCUACUCCGUGCUGGAUCGAGGCCCAUCUCAAUGGACCGUUAUUGUGGAUUGAUAGAGUGUUGCGUAGUAUGGGUGCACCAAUGAUGGCACACUCCUCAUUCACCUGA
Messenger RNA from Cooperia oncophora, 330 nucleotides. Lineage: Eukaryota; Metazoa; Nematoda; Chromadorea; Rhabditida; Trichostrongylidae. The record is from the annotation of a GenBank genome assembly.